CUCCCGCCCCCUUCUCCCCGCCGCUUUCGGCUGGGGUCUGGGGCCGCUCCGCCGGCCGCAGAACUUCCUCUCCUGCAGCCGAAUUUGCCUCCUCCCCGCCUUUCCCGGGCUCUCGGCAGUGCUCAGGGGGAGCUGAGCGCGCGCAGGCGGCCGCACCGGGCGAGCUGCACGGCCGCGGGCGGGGGCCGGGGACGCCGGCUCGUGCCCGCGAUGGCGGGGGCUUGGCUCAGGUGGGGGCUCCUGCUCUGGGCAGGGCUGCUCGCGUCCUCGGCGCACGGCCGGGUGCGGAGGAUCACGUACGUGGUGCGCCCGGGCCCCGGCCUGGCGGCGGGCUCCUUGCCUCUAGGCGGGCCCCCGCGCCCGCGGACCUUCAACGUCGCGCUCAACGCCAGGUACAGCCGCAGCUCGGCUAGCGCCGGGGCCCCCAGCCGCGCCUCCCCGGGGCCCCCCUCGGAGCGGACGCGGCGCACGAGCCAGCCCGGCGGCGCGGCCCUGCAGGGACUCCGGCCGCCACCGCCACCGCCUGAGCCGGCGCGUCCUGGGGGCCCCGAUAGGCAGCUCCACCCUAAGCCCGUCGGUCACCCAGCGCCCGUCCCGUUCACCAAGCAAGCCAGGCAAGUCGUGCGCUCCAAAGUGCAGCAGGAGACCCAGGGCGGCGGGGGAUCGAGACUGCAGGUUCACCAGAAGCAGCAGCUGCAGGGGGUCAAUGUGUGUGGAGGGCAGUGCUGCCAUGGCUGGAGUAAGGCCCCUGGCUCCCAGAGGUGCACCAAACCAAGCUGUGUUCCACCAUGCCAGAAUGGAGGGAUGUGUCUCCGGCCUCAACUAUGUGUGUGUAAACCAGGGACCAAGGGCAAAGCCUGUGAGAUCACAGACACCCAGGACACUUCUUCACCAGCCUUUGGAGGGCAAAGUCCUGGGGCUGCUUCCUCCUGGGUCCCUCCUGAGCAAGUAAUGAAACACACUUCAUCUAAGAAGGCCGACACUCUACCAAGAGUCAGUCCCAUGGCCCAGAUGACCUUGACCCUCAAGCCCAAGCCUUCAGUAGGACUCUCCCAGCAUAUACAUUCUCAAGUGACACCCCUUUCCUCACAGAAUGUGAUGAUCCACCAUGGCCAGACCCAGGAAUAUGUGCUCAAGCCCAAGUACUUCACAGCCCAGAAGGUGAUUUCAGGAGAACAGUCCACCGAAGGUUCGUUCCCCUUAAGAUAUGGGCAAGAUCAAGUUGUCGCACCUUUUCAGUUGAGUAACCACACUGGCCGCAUCAAGGUGGUCUUUACUCCGAGCAUCUGUAAAGUGACCUGCACCAAGGGCAGCUGUCAGAACAGCUGUGAGAAGGGGAACACCACCACUCUCAUUAGUGAGAAUGGUCAUGCUGCCGACACCCUGACGGCCACGAACUUCCGAGUGGUCAUUUGCCAUCUUCCGUGUAUGAACGGUGGCCAGUGCAGUUCAAGGGACAAAUGCCAGUGCCCCCCCAAUUUCACAGGGAAGCUUUGUCAGAUCCCAGUCCAUGGUGCCAGUGUGCCUAAACUUUAUCAGCAUUCGCAGCAGUCAGGCAAGGCGCUGGGAACGCAUGUCGUCCACUCCACACAUACCUUGCCUCUGACCAUGACUAGUCAGCAAGGAGUCAAAGUGAAGUUUCCUCCCAACAUAGUCAAUAUCCAUGUGAAGCACCCUCCCGAGGCUUCAGUCCAGAUCCAUCAGGUUUCAAGAAUCGAUGGCCCAACGGGUCAGAAGGUAAAAGAAUCUCAGCCAGGCCAGUCCCAGCUCUCUUACCAAGGGCAUCCCGUCCAGAAAACGCAGACGGUACAUUCCACCUACUCCCACCAGCAAGUUAUUCCUCACGUCUAUCCUGUGGCUGCUAAGACCCAGCUGGGCCGGUGCUUCCAGGAAACCAUCGGGUCACAGUGUGGCAAAGCGCUCCCCGGCCUUUCAAAGCAGGAGGACUGCUGUGGCACCGUGGGUACCUCCUGGGGCUUCCACAAAUGCCAGAAAUGCCCCAAGAAGCCGUCUUACCAUGGAUAUAACCAAAUGAUGGAAUGUCUACAAGGUUAUAAGCGGGUUAACAACACCUUUUGUCAAGAUAUUAAUGAAUGCCAGCUCCAGGGUGUGUGCCCUAAUGGUGAGUGUUUGAAUACCAUGGGCAGCUAUAGAUGUACCUGCAAAAUGGGAUUUGGUCCGGAUCCCACCUUCACAACUUGUGUUCCGGAUAUCCCUGUGAUUUCUGAAGAGAAGGGGCCCUGUUACCGACUUGUCAGUUCCGGAAGGCAGUGUAUGCACCCUCUGUCUGUUCACCUCACCAAGCAGCUCUGCUGUUGUAGUGUGGGCAAGGCCUGGGGCCCACACUGUGAGAAAUGUCCCCUUCCAGGCACAGCUGCUUUUAAGGAAAUCUGUCCUGGUGGAAUGGGUUAUACGGUUUCUGGCGUUCAUAGACGCAGGCCAAUCCAUCACCAUGUAGGUAAAGGACCUGUAUUUGUCAAGCCAAAGAACACUCAACCUGUUGCUAAAAGUACUCAUCCUCCACCUCUCCCAGCCAAGGAAGAGCCAGUGGAGGCCCUGACCUUCUCCCGGGAACACGGGCCAGGCGUGGCGGAGCCAGAAGUGGCAACUGCACCCCCUGAGAAGGAAAUAGCUUCACUGGACCAAGAGAAAACCAAACUUGAGCCUGGCCAGCCCCAGCUCUCUCCAGGCAUUUCAACUAUUCAUUUGCAUCCGCAGUUUCCAGUAGUGAUUGAAAAAACAUCACCUCCUGUGCCUGUGGAAGUAGCUCCUGAGGCAUCUACAUCAAGUGCCAGCCAAGUGAUAGCACCUACUCAAGUAACAGAAAUCAAUGAAUGUACUGUGAACCCUGACAUCUGUGGAGCAGGACACUGCAUUAACCUGCCAGUGAGGUAUACCUGUAUAUGCUAUGAGGGCUACAAGUUCAGUGAGCAGCAGAGGAAGUGUGUUGAUAUUGAUGAAUGCACUCAGGUCCAACACCUCUGCUCCCAGGGACGCUGUGAAAACACGGAGGGAAGUUUCUUGUGUAUUUGCCCAGCAGGAUUUAUGGCCAGUGAGGAGGGUACUAACUGCAUAGAUGUGGAUGAGUGCCAGGAACCGAAGGUCUGCACAAACGGUACUUGCUCCAACCUUGAAGGCUCCUACAUGUGUUCAUGUCACAGGGGCUAUACCCCGACUCCAGACCACAAGCACUGUAAAGAUAUUGAUGAAUGUCAGCAAGGGAAUCUGUGCAUAAAUGGACAGUGCAAAAACACCGAGGGCUCCUUCAGGUGUACCUGUGGGCAGGGGUACCAGCUGUCAGCAGCGAAAGACCAGUGUGAAGAUAUUGAUGAAUGCCAGCACCAGCAUCUUUGUGCUAAUGGGCAGUGCAGGAACACCGAGGGUUCCUUCCGCUGUGUUUGUGACCAGGGUUACAGAGCAUCCACCCUUGGGGACCAUUGUGAAGAUAUCAAUGAAUGCUUGGAAGAUAACAGUGUUUGCCAGGGAGGAGACUGCAUUAAUACAGAGGGGUCCUAUGAUUGUACCUGUCCAGAUGGCUUCCAGCUAAAUGACAAUAAAGGGUGUCAAGACAUUAAUGAAUGUGAACAGCCUGGACUCUGUGGUCCUCAUGGAGAGUGUCUAAACACAGAUGGUUCUUUUCACUGCGUCUGCGAACAGGGUUUCACAAUCUCUGCAGAUGGCCGUACUUGUCAAGAUAUUGAUGAAUGUGUAAACAACACUAUUUGUGACAGUCAUGGGUUUUGUGACAAUACCGCUGGCUCCUUCCGCUGCCUCUGUUAUCAGGGCUUUCAGGCCCCACAGGAUGGGCAAGGGUGUGUGGAUGUGAACGAAUGUGAGCUGCUCAGUGGCGUGUGUGGUGAAGCCUUCUGUGAAAAUGUUGAAGGGUCCUUCCUGUGUGUGUGCGCUGACGAAAACCAGGAGUACAGCCCCAUGACGGGGCAGUGCCGCUCCCGGGCCUCCGGAGGUGUAGAGGUAGAGCAACCCAGAGAAGAAAAGAAAGAAUGCUACUAUAAUCUCAAUGAUGCCAGUCUCUGUGAUAACGUGCUGGCCCCCAACGUCACCAAACAAGAAUGCUGCUGUACCUCUGGUGCUGGGUGGGGUGAUAACUGUGAGAUCUUCCCCUGCCCCGUCUUGGGGACUGCUGAAUUCACUGAAAUGUGUCCUAGAGGGAAAGGUUUUGUUCCCACUGGUGAAUCCUCUUACGAUGUUGGUGGCGAGAACUAUAAAGAUGCAGAUGAAUGCCUACUCUUUGGACAAGAAAUCUGCAAAAAUGGCUUCUGUUUGAACACUCAGCCUGGUUAUGAAUGCUACUGUAAGCAAGGGACAUACUAUGAUCCCGUCAAAUUGCAGUGUUUUGAUAUGGAUGAGUGUCAAGACCCCAACAGCUGUAUUGAUGGCCAGUGCAUUAACACGGAAGGUUCUUAUAACUGCUUCUGCACCCACCCAAUGGUCCUGGAUGCAUCAGAAAAAAGGUGUAUACGACCAACUGAAUCACACGAACAAAUCGAAGAAACCGAUGUCUACCAAGAUCUGUGCUGGGAGCAUCUGAGUGAUGAGUAUGUGUGUAGCCGGCCCCUUGUUGGCAAGCAGACAACUUACACUGAGUGCUGCUGUUUGUAUGGAGAGGCCUGGGGUAUGCAGUGCGCCCUCUGCCCGAUGAAGGAUUCAGAUGACUAUGCCCAGCUGUGUAACAUCCCCAUCACAGGACGCCGGCGGCCGUAUGGGCGGGACGCCUUGGUUGACUUCAGUGAACAGUAUGCUCCGGAAGCCGACCCCUACUUCAUUCAGGACCGUUUUUUAAAUAGCUUUGAGGAGUUGCAGGCUGAGGAAUGUGGCAUCCUCAACGGAUGUGAAAACGGCCGCUGUGUGAGGGUGCAGGAAGGUUACACCUGCGACUGCUUUGAUGGGUAUCACUUGGAUAUGGCAAAGAUGACCUGUGUUGAUGUAAACGAAUGUGAUGAGCUGAACAACCGGAUGUCUCUUUGCAAGAACGCCAAGUGCAUCAACACGGAAGGUUCCUACAAGUGCUUGUGUCUGCCAGGUUAUGUACCUUCUGACAAGCCAAACUACUGCACCCCGUUGAAUACUGCCUUGAAUUUAGAAAAAGACAGCGACCUGGAGUAAAAGAGAAUCCACAUAACCUAAGCCCAUAUCCUCUGCACUGUGUAAAGGAAAAGAGAGAAAUGUAUUAUACUUGAGACAUUGCACCUAACCCGGAAUGUUGGAAAUACGGAAACAUCGUGGAGUUGCAUAUCCUCGGAAGAGAACGAAAGGAGUCAGUGGGAGCCUGACUGGUGUGACAGACCAAAUGGACAUUUCUCUGAAAAACCAGUAUAUAUAGUCUGUUCAUAUGUAAAAUUCAGCAGAAAAGAGGCAGAACAGUGCUGUUAUUUUAAACUAUUGCUUGAUUAAAUUUGGCAUUUAAAUAGUGGUGGAAAUAUUUUAUAUAAUUUUCAUUUUUUGGUUGUGCAGUUCCUUGGCUACUGUUUUUCUUCAGAUUUUUUUUUUUAAUCUCAAGUGCACAAGUCUUUGAUAAAAUAUUGUUUAACUGUAUUGUAAGUAUUGUUACACAGGGUUAUGCUAUUCCUGGUCUGGAACAUUUUAAAAAUCCAACUUGUCUGUCCUGUGGAGCAGGCAGUGAUUUUGCUUCCAAACUUUUAUACACAUUUGGAGAAAAGUACUUUAUAUUUACAGUGUAUUGUCAGAUUUUAAUGUCCAUUCUUAGCCAAGCUGCUAGUAGGUGUCAGUUGAAUCUCUUUCCUACAUUGAAAUGAAAGAACCAGUGAAAUUAUGUUAGUAUUGUAAUGUAUAAAGUAAACCCAGCAAAAUUUUUUGAAAACUU
This is a messenger RNA of Hipposideros armiger (great roundleaf bat), 5842 nucleotides long. It is a transcript of the gene LTBP1, whose product is annotated as latent transforming growth factor beta binding protein 1. Gene Ontology annotation, molecular function: calcium ion binding. The transcript is spliced from 32 exons. The record is from RefSeq and is a predicted model, not a curated record. NCBI's taxonomy places the organism in Eukaryota, Metazoa, Chordata, Mammalia, Chiroptera, Hipposideridae. The coding region runs from base 211 to 5124 and encodes 1637 amino acids.